Messenger RNA from Sesamum indicum (sesame), 1954 nucleotides. RefSeq names its product Major facilitator superfamily protein. NCBI's taxonomy places the organism in Eukaryota, Viridiplantae, Streptophyta, Magnoliopsida, Lamiales, Pedaliaceae. Gene Ontology annotation, molecular function: transmembrane transporter activity. The record is from RefSeq and is a predicted model, not a curated record. Gene Ontology annotation, biological process: transmembrane transport; oligopeptide transport. Gene Ontology annotation, cellular component: membrane.
ACAAUGUCACGUCAUUGAUGUUGCCGACGUAACACUUUUCUCUACAAAUCCCAUUUCUUAAUUACUACUCCAACACUGCACUCACCACUGUGUGUGCUGUGUGUGUGUGUGUUUAAGAGUGUGAAGAGAGCUGAAAUAAGUCCAUGUUUGGGAGAGGUUAGAAAUGGAGGAGAAGAACACAAUGCUGGAAGAGCAUCUCUUGGAGAGAACCGAUCAAAAGGGCGGAUUCAGAACUUUGCCCUUCAUAAUUGGAAUUGAGGCACUGGAGAAGAUGGCCACUUUCGGGCUGAUGCCAAAUAUGACUCUGUAUUUGAUGAAAGAAUAUCAUAUGGGAAUGACCACUGCAUCCAAUCUACUGUUUUUCUGGUCAGCAGCCACCAAUUUCAUGCCACUUCUUGGAGCUCUUGUUGCCGAUUCUUUCUUGGGCAGGUUUUAUACUAUUGGGAUUGGUUCUGUUAUCUCUCUCAUGGGGAUGAUUCUUCUAUGGUCAACAACAGUAAUCCCACAAGCGAGACCUCCUCCAUGCAAGCAAUUCAAUAACAGUUGCAGCUCCCCGACGACUUUCCAGUUCAUGUAUCUAUGUACCGCAUUUGGGCUGAUUUCUGUUGGGGCCGGUGGCAUUAGGUCUUCUUCCUUAGCCUUUGGUGCUGAUCAAUUGGAGAAAGGUGAUUUCAAGAAAAGCUCAGGUCUGAAACAGAGCUACUUUGGCUGGUAUUAUGCUUCAUAUAUGUUCUCUGUCCUCAUCGCUUUAACUUGUGUCGUUUACAUUCAAGACAACAUGGGAUGGGGAGUUGGUUUUGCAGUGCCUGCUGUGUUAAUGUUGAUUGGUGUUAGUAUCUUCUUCUUAGCUUCCCGUUUCUAUGUCAAGUUGAAAAGUAAGACAAGCUUAGUCACUGGUUUCAUUCAAGUGGUCACAGCUUCUUACAGAAAUCGACGUCUAGAUUUAACAGACGGUGUAAUCAAUGUUUGCCAUCGCAAGGCUGGCUCAGCACUUGUUUUCCCUAGUGAAAAUCUCAGGUUUCUAAACAAGGCAUGCAUAGUUAGAGAUCCCGACAAAGACUUGACAGCCGAAGGCAGAGCUGUAAACCCAUGGAGUCUGUGCAGUGUUGAGCAAGUAGAGGAGCUGAAAGCCCUGCUCAGGGUACUCCCUAUAUGGUCCACAGGGAUGAUCAUGUCCAUAAACAUCAGCCAGAACUCAUUCCCAUUACUCCAAGCUGUGUCGAUGGACAGACGUAUUACGUCAAGUUUCACGAUACCAGCAGCAUCAUUCAGCACGUUUACAGUUAUAUCCGUUAUACUAUGGGUUGCUGUCUAUGACCGUGUGUUUCUCCCCUUGGCAUCCAGAGUCAUGAGAAGACCCGUUCAUGUAAGUACCAAAAGAAGAAUGGGAAUUGGAAUAGUUUUCUCAUUCUUGGCCAUGUUGGCGUCAGCUGGUAUAGAAGCUAUUCGUCGAUCGCUUGCAAUAGACGAAGGAUACUUGGAUCACCCACUAGCUAUGACCCAAAUGUCGGCAAUGUGGCUGGUGCCACAGAACUGCCUAACCGGCUUUGCUGAGGCCUCAAACGCCAUCGCACAAAAUGAGUUCUACUUCUCGGAGUUCCCAAGAAGCAUGUCGAGUAUAGCAUCGACACUGAACGGGAUCGGGAUGUCGUUGGCGAAUUUAGCAGCGAGUUUAAUAAUGAAUGCUGUUGACAGCCUCUCAAAGGCAGGGGGGCAGGAGAGCUGGAUUUCGAGCAAUAUCAACAAGGGUCACUAUGACUACUAUUACUUGGUUCUUGCUGCACUGAGUAUGGCUAACAUGAUGUAUUUUCUUGUCUGUAGUAGCAUGUACGGGCCUCUUAAAGAAGAGGGCAAGAUAGCAGAAGAAGAGGAUGAGCCUUGAGAUGUUACUUCCUACCGGCUUGUAGCAAUGGGUGUUGUAAUCUUCUACUUAUUUAACUCUUUUUUUUUUUUU